Etheostoma spectabile (orangethroat darter) is the source of this 1905-nucleotide messenger RNA. Its product is annotated as carboxylesterase 5A-like. The transcript is spliced from 16 exons. The coding region runs from base 98 to 1867 and encodes 589 amino acids. NCBI's taxonomy places the organism in Eukaryota, Metazoa, Chordata, Actinopteri, Perciformes, Percidae. The record is from RefSeq and is a predicted model, not a curated record.
AAUCAAUAGACCUAAUACUAUUCAUGCUGAGCUGUGGUUGUGACAUAGUGAGCUUGUUUGUGAUGCGUGUGUGGGAGUUAGAGUCAGAGUUGUGUGCAUGUGUGUUGGCAGGGUGGUACCAGAGGCCAGGAUAGGGCAGAGGGCUUUUUCUCUGAAGGCACAGUGUAAGUCUUUUCUUCCAGCGGUCAGGAUGGGAACAGUACAGUUCAUUGUUUAUCUCCUUCUUGUGCUGACAGCCAUAGCACAGGCAACACCAGCAGGGAGCACUGACCCUGUGGUCUGUCUGAAAAAUGGCCGAAUCAGAGGGCAAUACGUUAUGGUGAAAGGCACCGAGAGGAGGGUGAAGCAACACCUAGGAAUCCCCUUUGCACGGCCCCCAGUGGGGCCCCUCCGCCUGGCUGCUCCUCAGGAUGCAGAGCCCUGGGAGGGGGAGAGAGACGGCACACGUCAGCCUCCCAUGUGUAUCCAGGACCCAGAGAUGGUUGUGAGUGUUGCUAGGACCAUGUCAAUGCAAUUCAGCCCACCAGAGCUUUCAGAGGACUGUCUGUAUCUGAACGUGUACUCUCCUGCUGAGGCAACAAAAGGGGACAAACUGCCAGUGAUGGUGUGGAUCCAUGGAGGAGGUCUGACAAUGGGUGCAGCUUCUCAGUAUGAUGGCGCUCCAUUAGCUGCUUAUGAAAACAUAGUGAUGGUUGUUAUUCAGUAUCGCCUUGGCAUUCUGGGGUUCCUGAGCACUGGAGACGAGCAUGCUCGGGGCAACUGGGGUUUCUUGGAUCAGCUAGCAGCUCUGAAAUGGGUGCAAGGAAACAUUGAGGCCUUUGGCGGUGAUCCGCAAACUGUCACAGUCGCUGGAGAGUCUGCAGGAGGCAUCAGUGCAUCCAUACUGACUCUGUCUCCACAAGCAAAAGGACUAUUUCACAGGGCAAUUUUUCAAAGUGGAGUAGCAACAAUCGGGACCUACACUACAAACCAUGCUUUGGAACAUGCCAAGAUUGUUGCCAACCUUACUGGAUGUGACUGCAGCAGCACAGAGGAACUGGUCCGGUGCAUCAGGGGGAAAAGUGAAAAUGAGUUAGUUGAUGGAGCCAAAAAGAUGAAAAUUUACCUGGGAGCUGUGGUGGACGGCGAGUUUCUCACUGACACAGCACAGGAGCUUCUCAAGAGAAAAGAAAUGUUGAAGAUUCCAGUGCUGAUGGGAAUAACCAACAAUGAGUUUGGAUGGAUCCUGCCUCAGAGCUUCGCCCCUCGCGGCUGGGAACACGGUAUGAACAGAACGUCUGUGCUGGCAGUGGUGAACAUGUUCAAUCCUACAGGGGCCUCCUUUGCAAACACCCUCAUCGUUGACGAAUACUUGAAAGACAAUAAAACACCAGAAGAGAUCAGAGACACGUUAACCGAAGUCAUUGGAGACCUGCUGAUGACGCUUCCUGUCGUCUCGGUGGCAGGAUACCAUUCAGAUGCGGGUGUUCCAGUUUACGUGUAUGAGUUUGUAUACAUUGCUGAGAUACACAAACACAGCAGACCCAGCUUUGUGAAGGCAGAUCAUGCAGAUGAUGUCGGCUUCAUGUUUGGUGCAUGUUUCUGGAAUGGACAUAUACGAAUCAUAGGCAACAUUACCAAGGAGGAUGAAAGAGUUUGCAGCAACAUGAUGGCGUACUGGAGCAGUUUUGCCCGCACCGGCUCUCCCAACGCUCCAGAGCUUGUCACUUGGCCUCAGUAUGACAAGCAGAAGCAGGAGUACAUGGAACUGGGCCUGACGCAAACAGUGAGACAGAAACUGAAGGAGGACAGGGUCCAUUUCUUUACUGUCACCCUCCCUCUGAAGCUGGAACAGCUGGCGGCGGCAGCAGCUGAACCUGGAAACUGAUCUCUGAUCGGUCAGUGGUCCCAAGUUAGAAACUUGUU